UAUGGGAAGGCGUUGGGCGUGCAUUUGGCCUUGCGCGCCUUCCUCGCGGGUCCGAAGACCUGGCCUGGCGAGUUGAGAGGCGGUCGGAAUUCUCCUCGCUUUUGCCCCGUCGGGGUGUCUCGCGAAAAUAUCGCCCCUUCUGCUGCAGCCGUCUGACUGGAGCAGCGAGGAAAUUCCCAAAGCCUUUUUAGCCUGAGAAACCGCUCUGCUCCACCUGGAUUUCUUUGCCAUGUGCUGUUUCUCCGCUGGUUUCAGAAGUGCUGCUUUUCGGGACUCCUUCUGACACGGACGCAUUGUUUUCUACCCGCUAACCGGCAAAGAUGGCUGUCACAUUGCACACUGAUGUUGGAGAUGUUAAAAUUGAGUUAUUCUGUGAACGAACACCAAAAGCUUGUCAAAAUUUUCUGGCUCUCUGUGCUAGUAACUACUACAAUGGCUGUACUUUUCAUCGAAAUAUCAAAGGCUUUAUGGUUCAGACAGGAGACCCAACUGGUAAUGGGAAAGGAGGAAUCAGUAUUUGGGGCAGGAAGUUUGAAGAUGAAUACAGUGAAUACUUGAAGCACAGUGUCCGUGGUGUUGUUUCCAUGGCAAACAAUGGUCCGAAUACAAAUGGUUCUCAGUUCUUUAUCACUUAUGGUAAACAGCCACAUCUCGACAUGAAAUAUACUGUCUUUGGGAAAGUAAUCGAUGGCUUGGAUACACUUGAUGAGCUGGAGAAGCUGCCUGUAAAUGAAAAGACAUUCCGCCCCUUGAAUGAUGUCCAUAUUAAAGAUGUGACAAUUCAUGCUAACCCUUUUGCUCAAUAGCUGCAAUGGACCAACUUUUUUUUUAUUUGAACAUUUCACAGGAGAGAAAUUCCAGAGCUUGCUAUUCAAACUGUUUAAAACCAAACAUUUUUCUGUUUGUCCUAUGAUCCAGACAGUAUACCUGGUUUGACUACAGUCUUCUCUUUUAACAUUCACUUUUGUUAGUAUUUCUAAAAAUGUCAUCUUUAUUGGAUUUAUAUAUUGCUGAAGCAUAUUGAUUCAUAGCUGCAUACAAUUUCAAAUUACAACAAAUUUAGGCAGUAUACACACACAAUGCUACAUUUUAACCCCCCUCUUCAAAAAUGUUCAGGAUCUCUAUUUUUGCAAUUAUCAUAUAUAGCAAAUCAAGCAAGGAGAAUAUGUUACUGAAGGUAAAAUGAAUUUCAUUAUUUUUAUCAGGAUUCUAGGCAUGCACAAAACUAUUUGUGUACAUGGAUUCUGGUGCUUUGUGUGCACAUAAACAUUGUUUUGGUUUCAAAUAUUUCUGGGUCAAAGUAUUUUGAGUGCUCCUUUUUAAUUAUUAUUGGGAAUUUUCCAUUGUAACUUUUAGCUAUUUUUGAAAUAUCUGGAGAGAGAGAGAGGUGAUUGUAGUUAAAAAAGCAGGAAUUCCCCCACCCAGUUUUUUUCUUAAAUCAGCUCCUUUUAAAAUGUUUUCCAAUGACUUAUGGUGGCCUAGAUUUAUUUAUUAAAUUUAUGUAUCACCUGAUUCCCAAAAUUCUGGCUCACAAGUAAAAACAUUGUUUUAAAAUACAAGAACAAAAAUAAAAAACAAUUCA
Notechis scutatus (mainland tiger snake) is the source of this 1582-nucleotide messenger RNA. NCBI's taxonomy places the organism in Eukaryota, Metazoa, Chordata, Lepidosauria, Squamata, Elapidae. The record is from RefSeq and is a predicted model, not a curated record.